CCGCUCCGUGUUAAUUCCUUCCAAACUCAAAAUAUACACAUUCUAGAUUCAAUGACAAUGGAAAAAACCCAAAGCAUAUUAUCAAGAACUGACCGUCUUACAGCCCUCAUUACAUCAUAUCCAAUCCUCCAGUCUCUCGCUUCGCAAUUAUCAACACUUGACCUUUUCCACCUUGCACUAACAAACAAGACAUUCUACAGCCAAAUCCUCGCUUCUGAUCUCAUCUGGGAUAAGCUGAGGCGUCGCUGCUUAUGUGAUGGUCACGGUCUUCGUGAUCGCCAAGAGCGACGAGGCCUACAUCAUGCACGAGACAGCAAAUAUAUACGCCGGAAAGAUGGGCGACGCGAAAUCUACGAAGAUGAAGAGAUCGAGGUCCGCGUGUACAACCUCACAUGCCGGGCUGACGAUACAUUGCCGUGCGCAAAGUGCGACGUCAACGUGUGUGAAGAAUGCCGUUACUAUCCCCGUCUGCCUAGGGACUACCUAUCCCGGCGCCCGCAUCUAAAUGGGGCGUUUCUCCUGAAAAACAUCAUUGUAUUGUGCACGCAGUGCGACGAUAAAGUGGAAAAGGAAGUCAGCGGCAAGUUUGGGAGCGAGUUAUGCGACUGCGACCCCUUCACGAGAUGGGUAUGCGGCAAGUGCCAUGCCGACGAACUGAAGCUGGGAGAAGACUACCUGGAGAAGCACACCAAGGGGGUUUGGGUUAUCGAAGAAGAACAAGAGUAUUCCGAGGACGACGGGCCGGAAUGGCCUGAUACCAUGGAGAUGACGGACCACCAAUUCUCACGGUUUGUCUGGUGUCUUUGUAAUGCGAGUGUGCCAGAGGGUACAAGCGCUCGCUGUGCCUGGUGCCGGCGUCGACAUUUGCAUCAAGACGAGUGGGUUAGGGAGUGGCGUCAGCUCAGUAAAAAUAUUCCUCUUUAUGAUGACCCUUGCUAUCCUUUUUUUCAUCGCAGAUGACGAUGGAAAUUAUCCACAGCCAUACCCAGCCCUUCGAUAUAGUCCUAAGACGCUUUCCGUAAAAGCUCAAUAUCUCGAUCCAGUAUAAAUAAUGUGUUUGCAUGAAAUUGUUAAUUAUUUCUACAUUUCUGUUUCUUCUGAUAUAGAUAAAUACUCUCUCAUAUGGUUAACGCAUCAUACGGCUAAUGCAAGAGAGUUCGGAUCUGGCUGUUUAACUGUUUCUCGUU
Molecule: messenger RNA, 1187 nt
Organism: [Torrubiella] hemipterigena
Lineage: Eukaryota; Fungi; Ascomycota; Sordariomycetes; Hypocreales; Clavicipitaceae
Source: the annotation of a GenBank genome assembly